AUGACUUCCAUCCAUCUGGAAAUGGAAAUGGGAGAAACCCAGAAGGACCUCCCUGCCCUCUCUGACCCAAUUCCACAUUCUGAACUUGCAGGCACUUCAACAACUGCCCAAACACAGAACCAGCCAGAAGAUGAAACAUCAGUUUUCAGUAAGGCCAGGGAAAUCCUGCUUGGUCUCCGAGAAAAAUUCAUCAAGAUUAAACAGAACGUUGAGGAGCGCCAAUGGGUGCGGUAUGGCUGUCUCAGUGAUUCCGAACCAACAAGGGUUUACCAAGUUUGGCCAGGAAAAAAUGUAUUCUUCUUUGGGGGUAGACUCGUCUGUGGUCCGGACCCAAGGGGCUUGGUUUUAACAACAGUUUCCAUCAUUCUUUCGAGUUGGAUUUUUGCCGUUUAUAGUGGACGUGAUAUAUCGAAUCGCUCCGGUUUAAUAAUCUCCUUCUCCAUAAUUUUAACAAUGGUUGUGAGGGCACAUUAUGAACUUCUUUUGGUCUUGUCAAAUAAGGUUCUUGUUAAUUUGUUCCUGGUUAGUACUAUCGAUCCGGGAAUUAUUCCCAGAAACGAUGAAGGAUGUGUCGAAGAUGUGGGCAGCAGCAGCAGAAGCAGAAGGAAAAGGGUAAUAAUCAAUGGAGUGGAAAUGAAACUCAAGUAUUGUCAGAUUUGUAGGAUCCCGAGGCCUCCAAGGAGUUGCCACUGCGCUGUUUGUGACAAUUGUGUCGAGAGGUUCGAUCACCAUUGCCCCUGGAUCGGACAGUGCAUAGCCCUGAGGAACUAUCGGUUUUACCUAAUGUUUAUAAUAACGGCUCUGGCUUUCUUUGCCUACACACUUAGCUUUUCCUGCUGGAGAAUUCACCAAAGAAUGCUGAAAACUGGCAUUGGAUUGUCCGGGGUGCUGAGGAAUUGCCCUGAAUCGCUUGCUUUGGCGUCCUUUAGUUUUGCAGUAGUUGGGCUACUCGGUUGCCUUGUUACUUUCCAUGUGUAUUUGAUUGCUGUCAAUCAGACAGCCUAUGAGAAUUUUCGACAGCGGUUCGUGGGUUCUAAAAAUCCAUACGAUAAAGGAAUUUUACGCAACAUUAAAGAGGUUUUGCCGGUGCCACUUCCACCUUCGAUGGUUGAUUUUCGUGCCGAAGUGAAGCCAAAUUUGUACACAAAGAUGCAGGAAAAUUUUGAGUCGAACUGAGUUUUUAGAAUGGAGCAGACCGCCUUCUACACUUGAUUUUGAUCAAUUACUCAAAUCUGUGUAAUAUCCAGCUUAAUAUUACCUGGAAAUAAGCCUGAAUAAUUUUUUGGUCUCAAUGACAUGAUUUCUAGUACAUUAACAAAAGUGUAUAAAAAGAUUUCUUGUGAA
Malania oleifera is the source of this 1344-nucleotide messenger RNA. Its product is annotated as probable protein S-acyltransferase 1. Gene Ontology annotation, molecular function: protein-cysteine S-palmitoyltransferase activity. Gene Ontology annotation, cellular component: Golgi apparatus; endoplasmic reticulum. The transcript has 5 exons. Gene Ontology annotation, biological process: peptidyl-L-cysteine S-palmitoylation; protein targeting to membrane. The record is from RefSeq and is a predicted model, not a curated record. NCBI's taxonomy places the organism in Eukaryota, Viridiplantae, Streptophyta, Magnoliopsida, Santalales, Ximeniaceae. The coding region runs from base 1 to 1176 and encodes 391 amino acids.